This is a messenger RNA of Penicillium samsonianum, 531 nucleotides long. RefSeq lists its product as uncharacterized. The transcript is spliced from 3 exons. Lineage: Eukaryota; Fungi; Ascomycota; Eurotiomycetes; Eurotiales; Aspergillaceae. Bases 1 to 531 code for a protein of 176 amino acids. The record is from RefSeq and is a predicted model, not a curated record.
AUGGCCCAGCAUAACGGUAUGGCAUUAGGAAGUGGAACGGAUCUAAAGCAAUCCGACGAACAGAAACAAGCCGUGGAUAUUGGUCAAGACGAUAUUGGUCAAGACGAUAUUGAUGCUGAUGAAGACUCCACAUGGGAUCAAAUGAAGUACUCUGAGGAAACUGAAGACCAAAUAGACAUAUGGGAAUAUAUAUGGGACCUGAGAGAUAGGACCAACAGGACAUGCUCAUUAUGUUCAUCAAGCUCGGAUGUGUUUUUGAGGAAAGAAGAGGAUCCAAGAGAUUUGGGAGAGCAUAUGUCCAAGAAGAAUUCUGAUGAUAGAGCGGAAUUAGGGCUUGAUGGUCUUCCUUGGCUUUUGAAGCAACUACAAAUACAGCGUGGGGGGCAAAAUGGCGAUUCAGACUCUGAAGAAACAGUGGCAUUAGGAACGAGCGAGGUUGACAUGCCUCAACAGGGUUCAUUGGGGGGAGAAGUCCUAACCGAUCGAAAAGAGUCCGCGUCAGGUGUGAAAGACCUAAGAAGUGACAAAUGA